Messenger RNA from Symbiodinium necroappetens, 544 nucleotides. Lineage: Eukaryota; Dinophyceae; Suessiales; Symbiodiniaceae. The record is from the annotation of a GenBank genome assembly.
GCCUCCUCCAGUCUCGUCGGCUUUGACCCGCGGAAUCCUCUCAGGCGGGGCUGGGCCUUUCCGACCGGGUUGUCCCUGAACGAAGUCGCCGCACAUGACACCGUGAACCCGGGCGAUCCAGCUCGCUGGCUUCAGCCGGCAGACAUCCUCAAGAUAGACUUCGGGGUCCACGUGCAAGGGAACAUCCUCGACAGCGCUUUCUCUGUCAGCUUCGAUCCCAUGCAUGAUGAGCUCAUGCGCACGGUGCAGGAAGCCACGGAGACUGGGAUCAGGAAUGCUGGCCCGGAUGCCUGGAUUUCGGAGAUCAGCAGCCAGAUCCGUGAGGUCAUGGAGUCAGGGGAGGUGCAUCGGCCCGACGGUAAGGUCUUUCGAGUCAAGGUCAUCAAGAACUUGACGGGCCACUUGAUCGGACCCUACAAAAUCCACGCCGGAAAGUCUCUCCCAUCCGUGAACACCGGUGGCAGGGAACGCAUGCUAGCUGGAGAGCUCUGGGCAGUUGAGACGUUUGGCUCGGUGGGUGGGCUGGGAUACGUGGGCAAUGGAG